Messenger RNA from Priapulus caudatus, 3938 nucleotides. Its product is annotated as islet cell autoantigen 1-like. NCBI's taxonomy places the organism in Eukaryota, Metazoa, Priapulida, Priapulimorpha, Priapulimorphida, Priapulidae. Gene Ontology annotation, cellular component: Golgi apparatus. Gene Ontology annotation, biological process: regulation of transport. The transcript has 14 exons. Bases 259 to 2175 code for a protein of 638 amino acids. Gene Ontology annotation, molecular function: protein domain specific binding. The record is from RefSeq and is a predicted model, not a curated record.
GGAUCGUAGUAGAAAAAGCCUGAAAUUUACAAUUAACUAAACAGGAAGUGGGGAGAAUUCCAAUACGGAAUGACAGAAACAAAGAAGCUGUGAAGAUGGAUCCUUUGAAGAUGACAAUGAAUGUGGAAAGCAGAUGAUCAAGUUCUACAGACAGACUUCAUCGAGUGAGAAGGAAUGCCAAUCUGACCAUGAUAAAUUUUAUGAAAGGUUUGUGUACCCUAGUCACCCUCAGGAAGAGAAAGAAGAAGAGUCAUUGCUAUGAGUGGAUACGGCUACUCUGGAAGAGGUUAUGACCAUGCAAGCUACGAUCAGUAUGGUAAUGCAGUGGAGCCCUCUGCGAUUGGAAAGCUGCAGCAGCAGUACUGGCUGACGAAACAGACAGUAAUUAAGAAAAUAGGCAAACAAGAAGACGAGUUUGUAGUCGCGGGAGAUGCCGAAUUGGAUACGAAGCUUGAGUUGUUUGAGGCCAUUCAGCAAUCAUGCGCAGAACUGCUCCGGGUGAUUGAGAGAUACCAAGAUGGCAUUUGUGCUUUGUCUCAAGAGGAGAACUGUAUGGGAAGGUUUCUCAAGGAACAAGGCAAAAUUGACAAAACCAGAGCUGGUAAAAUGCUGGUAGCUGUUGGCAAGACAGAAGGGUACUCAGCACAGCAAAGGCUUGCUAUUCGAGUUCCAUUAGUGAGACUGUACAAUGAAGUGGAAACAUUCCAGUAUCGUGCAAUCAGCGACACUUACAUCACAAUCAGACGCAUGGAAAAGGCGAGAACAGAGUACCGUGCUGCCCUCUUGUGGAUGAAAGAUGUAUCACAAGAACUUGACCCGGACACAUUCAAACGGCUGGAAAAGUUUAGAAAGGUGCAAGGUCAGGUGAGGAAAACCAAAGCCAAGUUUGACCGACUGAAGGUAGACUGCAUACAGAAGAUUGACCUGCUAGCGGCGAGUCGCUGCAACAUGUUCUCACACGUGCUCGCCAACUAUCAGUCGACGCUGCUGCACUUCUGGAAGAAGACAUCGACGACGAUGGGCACAGUACUGACCAGCUUCAAGGGCUACCAGCACUACGAGUUCAACAUGCUGAAGGAAUUAGCAGAGCCAUGUAAGAAACUCGUGGAGCAGACUUCGACCGUCCGACAGCAAGCAGAGAAGGAGGGUGAUUCUGCCAAGGGAGAGGAUGUGGUCGCGAAUAAGACUGAGGAGGAGGAGGAGGAGGAGGGGAGGGCCGACAAAGAGACGGCGAGUCUAAUUAACAUCGAGGAGGAGGAGAGCAACAAGGCGCUGAUGCAGCUCGAUCGACUGCUGCAGGACUCGAGUCCUAUCGAAGAGUGUCCCCCUAGUCAGCUUCUUGCUAUGUCUAGCGCCCGAGCGGGAAGGACCCUAGAAUCACCAAGAGCAGCACAAAAUGACCCGCAGGACCUUCUCUCGGACGACUACGCUCCCGACGACAGCCAGAAGGACGACAUGGUGCUACUGAACGAGAUCCUCAACGUACAGAGUUCGGCCGUCAGCGCCGACGACUUCAGCAAGGAGUGGCAGGCUGUGUUCGGCUCCCAGUCCCUCGCCGGCCAAACCAACUACACGCCAGUGGAGUCGGACGCCGCACACGACAACCGCAAGCAGUUCAUGCCGUCGCAGAUGCUGGACAUGCGACUCGACUCGCACGCCGGAGCGACGAUGCAGGCUGACCAGCGACAGACACAGACAGCACACCCAUAUUCAGCGUGGGCACCGGCCGCAGCAGCACUGCAGUGCAGCGGCGUGGGCUUGCUUGCUAACUAUCCCAGCACCAUGAUGCCAUACAACGGUCACACGCUCGCUGGCCCGAUGUUGCCUAGACCAUCAGCUAGUGUGGGCCAGUCUCCACGUGCUGUGCUGGGAGAGAGUAGCGUGCAGGCGGUGGCCUGGCGUGGUCCGGCAGAAAAUCCCAGUCCAGCGGAGAUGUGCAAAAAUCCACGAGAUUCCGCCAAUUGUGAUGAUGUGUUGGAGGGAGCUGGUGCGAAACCCAUGAUGCAACAGCAGCAGCAACAACAAAAGCAGACGAUAGACCGGCCAGCUGGAAAGAAGCCGGACCAGAAGGCGGACAUGUCUGCUUGGUUCAACCUGUUUGCAGACCUGGAUCCUCUCUCCAACCCAGAUGCUGUCGGCCACCAGGAAGCUGCAGUCGACGAUCGAAACUGCUAGGUGGCAGCAGCAGCAGUAGCAUUAGUGCUGUGUGUUUAUGGCAGCUGCCAUGUUGGCGGCUUCGUUGAAUGUGUUUGUUGUUUUCGGAGUCUAAAGGGACUGCGUAAAAGCAAUGCUACGUAUACCAGUCAGUAGUUCUGUCUGCGAGCAGCUUGUUUUUAUAAUGAUAGCUGUUGUGAUAAUGUAGACACGUUGAAAUGGUUUUUCGUGGACGUCAUACGGUAAUGGUAUUAAGGAAUAUUCCGUCACUUGUACACCACAUAAAAUGCUCGGCACAAAAUUGUCUGUUGAAAAGGCACGUGCAAGCUAUAUUUUCGUUAUCACACACAUGCGUGUACGUAUCACUAUUGCUCAUUCUGUUCUGUUGUAGUAACAAGUAUGCUAGCCCAGUUAUAAAUUACUCAAACCAUAUCUAAUAUAGCCAUAGCAGCUGUUAUAUGGCUGAUGGGUGAGAAUUCCUAUCUCUGUUCUUUACCAUGUUCUUUAAAAUUAAUAUUUUUGUCUGUGCCAUACUCACACAGAGAACAAUAUAAUAUGUAUCCUGGUUACUGUUAUUUGCAGACAGUGUAUUUAUGUGAACCCUUUAAAUACAUUUGUCUUUACAAGAAUGAAUGGAUACAAGUACAGAUUUUGGUUCCAGGCCCUAAUGUUGACUGUGAAGAAUAAGGCAUUGAAGUUGUAUUUUUGUGAAUAAAAAAUAUGAAACAAAUGCCUCUUCCGACCGUGGAACUGCCAGCUUUCAUUUACACGUCCGUCUUUUUAAGUCAUGUUACAAGACAAGAUAUUGCGGAGGGAUGUCGUAUCCUGUCCAAGUUUUAAGUUACUUGUUAGUAGUACCUGUGUAGGUUUAGUUAGUUAUAUACUAUUGUCUAGUGUUUGAAGUGCAAAAGAAAAUUCCAUAGUUCGUACAUUCUUGUGCUCCAACGUUACACUCGUGUGCGCAUUCGCAUGUGUGGCAGAGUUCCUAUUUGCAUUCGUGUAUUGCUAUAUCAUUAGCUAUCAAUAGUGGUCAUGGUGAUAAAGUGAUUUGGGUUUUAAGGCUGAAUUUCAAUGUAUAAACCGAAUUAAAGUGCCACUGUCAGAAUGACCAAAACCGUCAGCCAGAGAAAUUCAUUUAUUACAAUAUAGAACAAUCUUUAAUUGACCUAUCCACCACGAGUGAAUGACAAGUAGGUCUAGCCAAUCAGUGUUGCAGUAAAAGCAUUCUAAACAUUGUGCUACUUAACAAAGGGUUGCAAAGACGACAAUUUGGUGUGCACUCGUAAAAAAUCUGAUCUAGCUUGACCACAACGUCAACAAUAUCCAAGAAGGGAGGGGUGGUUAUCAUGUUCAGACGGAUAGAUCAGAGGAAGGGAAAUUGUAUUUAUUUAACAUUAUUCAUUAUUUAAGGUGUCUGAUGCAUAGAUUACUCCAUGUGAUAGCUCAAAGGUGUCACAAACCUGCACGUCAGAACAGAAAUGUACUGAAUGUAAAAUAUAUCAAACUUCUUGGGUGUAUUUACGAUUAGUAUUUAUUGAAUGGGUGUAUGUAAUUUCUAAAGGAACAUUAUUUAACUAGUAUACCAAAGAGUGAAAAUAUGCUUUUAAGUUUAUUUUUCCGUUUAAUAUAUUUAUUUCAGUUCACUAUGGACCAAAUCUAAGAUACUUGUACCAAAGAUGCUAUUUACAAUUUAUAUAAUCUACAGCGCAGAUAUAUCGUUGAAGCCUGUAUCCAUAUUUCACAUAUAUGAUCAAGUAAAUAAAUAUGUGGUGUCUAAAUACCUA